AAAAACCCCCUUGCUAUUGCUUGUCUCAACCAGCACUCAACUUCUCAAUUGCAUUCUCUCUCUAGUUUUUUUUUUCUCUCUCUCUCUCUCUCAAGAUGGGAAGCGCCCUGCGUUUCUUUGCAACUUUCUUCCUUGUAACAAUGCUGCUUUUGGCCAAUGAAAUGGGACCAAUGAGGAGUGUAGAGGCAAGGCUUUGUGAGUCAAAGAGCCACCGUUUCAAAGGGAAAUGUCUUAGCGAUACCAAUUGCGGUUCUGUUUGCCAGACUGAAGGCUUCACAGGUGGCAACUGCCGUGGCUUCCGCCAACGUUGUUUCUGCACCAGAAAUUGUUAAAAAUAAUAAAGGAGAAAUGAUAUUGUCACUGUAUCUGUAAUAGUGUCCUUGUUAUAAGUAUCUUAUGAUAAAUAAUGUUGUUUUUAUUAAUAAAAAGACUAGAUAGUCUAUAUAUAUUUGGUGCUUAA
This is a messenger RNA of Lycium barbarum (goji berry), 460 nucleotides long. RefSeq names its product defensin-like protein. Bases 96 to 332 code for a protein of 78 amino acids. Gene Ontology annotation, biological process: defense response. The record is from RefSeq and is a predicted model, not a curated record. The transcript is spliced from 2 exons. Lineage: Eukaryota; Viridiplantae; Streptophyta; Magnoliopsida; Solanales; Solanaceae.